Messenger RNA from Chara braunii, 1654 nucleotides. NCBI's taxonomy places the organism in Eukaryota, Viridiplantae, Streptophyta, Charophyceae, Charales, Characeae. The record is from the annotation of a GenBank genome assembly.
GUGGGUUGUCCGGUGACUCUAUCUCUCGCUGUUCUCUCUCUCCAUCUCUUCUCACACGCUCCAUUUCUGUACGCGGAACGAGAUACUUCGCGUGUAAGCCCGCCAGAAUGGCGAGUUUCCUUUUCACCUCGGAGUCCGUGAAUGAGGGGCACCCGGACAAGCUGUGCGACCAGGUGUCCGACGCGAUCUUGGACGCCUGCCUUGCGGAAGAUCCCGACAGCAAGGUGGCAUGUGAGACGUGCACGAAGACGGGAAUGGUUAUGGUGUUCGGCGAGAUUACCACGAGGGCGAGCGUAGAUUAUGAGGAGAUCGUGAGGGAGACAUGCCGCGGCAUUGGCUUCAUCUCUGAGGAGGUGGGGUUGAACUGCGACACGUGCAAGGUUCUGGUGCACAUCGAGGAGCAGAGUCCUGAUAUCGGCCAGGGAGUGCACGGUAUGGGCACGAAGAGGCCCGAGGAGAUCGGCGCAGGCGACCAGGGAAUCAUGUUCGGUUAUGCAACCGACGAGACACCGGAGUUUAUGCCCCUGACUCACGUGCUGGCCACCAAGAUCGGCGCCAGGCUGACGGAGGUCCGAAAGAACGGGGCCGUCAAGUGGCUGAGACCCGACGGCAAGACGCAGGUGACCGUCGAGUACAAGAAGGACGAGAGCGGCGCCCUCGAUCCCGUCCGCGUUCACACCAUUCUGAUCUCGACACAGCACGACGAGUCGGUUUCCAACGACCAGAUCGCGGCCGAUCUUCGCGAGCACGUCAUCAAGCCCGUCGUUCCCGCCAAGUACCUCGAUGUGGACACCAUUUUCCAUCUCAACCCGUCGGGGCGAUUCGUGAUCGGCGGACCGCACGGGGACGCUGGGCUGACGGGCAGGAAGAUCAUCAUCGACACCUACGGGGGGUGGGGUGCCCACGGCGGAGGAGCUUUCAGCGGCAAGGACCCGACGAAGGUGGACAGGAGCGGGGCGUACAUCGUGCGUCAGGCGGCGAAGAGCGUCGUGGCUGCGGGGCUCGCUCGCCGCUGCCUGGUGCAGGUUUCUUACGCCAUCGGUGUCGCCGAGCCCCUGUCCGUCUUCGUGGACACGUACGGGAGCGGGAGGGUGUCGGAGCAGGAGAUCCUGGAGAUAAUCAAGGAGAACUUCGACUUCAGACCGGGAAUGAUCAUUCAAGCUCUCGAUUUGAAUCGCGGAGGCAACAAGAGGUUCCAGAAGACGGCGGCGUACGGACACUUCGGCCGCGACGACCCCGAUUUCACCUGGGAGACCGUCAAGGUGCUCAUGAGGGACGGGAAGCACGUCAAGAUUACCGCUGCUGCGUAAUUUUGAUUGAUUGACUGGGGUCAAAAUGCUAACGAGGAACGGGAAGCCCGUCAAGAUGGUCCUUGAUUUGUUGAUUCCUCUGUUGUUGAUUGAGUCGAUGCGUUGUUGUUUAUACGAUUGAUAUGAUUGAUAAGAUCAUAUGAUUGAUUGCUUUAUUAAGUUGUUGUUUUACUGAUUUAUUUAUUUCGCAAUUUAUUUAUUGAUUGAUUGAUUGAUUGAUUAGUUAGUUUACAUCACGUCUAAUGCAAAUUUGUUUUGUACCUUCGUGAAAACAUUGUCGGUUGCCUGUCAUCCAACCGACGAGAUGGUCGAAUUAAAAAAAUAAAUAAACAUGUCGGUUCAGU